Messenger RNA from Xylona heveae TC161, 2110 nucleotides. RefSeq lists its product as hypothetical. Gene Ontology annotation, cellular component: mitochondrial inner membrane. Gene Ontology annotation, molecular function: ATP hydrolysis activity; ATP binding. The transcript has 2 exons. Gene Ontology annotation, biological process: protein insertion into mitochondrial inner membrane from matrix; mitochondrial respiratory chain complex III assembly. Lineage: Eukaryota; Fungi; Ascomycota; Xylonomycetes; Xylonales; Xylonaceae. Bases 331 to 1932 code for a protein of 533 amino acids. The record is from RefSeq and is a predicted model, not a curated record.
GAAAAGAAAAAAGGGGAAUAUGAAAAGGGAAAGCCGUUGGGUGGAGUAUAUAAACUAGCUACCGUGUUCGCGGGGUUGGUUGGUGUGGAGAUAUUGGUUUCUAUAUAUUAACUGUCCUGAAGUAUAACGUAACUAAUAUAAACAGGAAUAGUCGCGAUUACUUAACUAAAUUCGUUUUCUCUUUCUCCGUCACCGUCAUACGACAAAUUUCGAAACGUCAAACAACAAAGCAGCCUCCCCGAGCCUUUUCCGCCCUCCGAGAAAUACGAGCUAGAGGAAAAAAGAAAGGAUGAUUCGGUGAUUGUUUCAAAUCGACCAAUUUCGGGGGCCAUGGAUCAGACUGCGCCUCUUCCUGUACCCUCCGCACCGGUCGCGGAGCCAGUUGCUCCCGUCGCGACAGUUCCUAUUAAUGCGCCUUCACCACGAGAACAAUUGUCCCGGCAGAUUGCUGCUGGACAAGCAGGCAAUGCCGGCGAUGGAAGCAUUCUUUCUCAAUUGAAAUCAAAUCCAUUCUUCACCGCUGGAUUCGGACUAGCAGGCAUAGGUGCCUGUGUGGCUUUUGCGCAGCGCGGACUGCGUCGAGGCGCAAGUCUACUCCGCCGACGACUACUGGUCGACGUUGAAAUCAGCCGCAACGAUGAAUCGUACCAAUGGUUCCUCCAUUGGAUGUCGCAAUAUCAAAAGCAACAACUAGCAGCGACUGCCGCUCAGGCCGCCGCGGCAGCACAAGGCGAAAAGCCUCGAGUGCUCACAUCACUCAUUCAGCGAUUUACUCCGGGACUACACCACCUCUCGAUCCAGACGAAAAACGUCGUUCACCCGAAUGGAUCGCUCCACACAUAUUUCUCCCUUAUUCCCGGCCCCGGGCGACAUGUUCUCCGAUACAAAAACACCUUCAUAGCGGUGGAUCGAGCGCGGGAUACUAAAUCAUUUGCACACGACAAAGGGUCGCCCUGGGAAACCGUCACCCUCACGACUUUAUAUUCGGAUCGACAUGUGUUCGAGGAACUCUUCGCCGAAGCCCACAAGCUGGCAAUGCAGCUGCAGGAAGGCAAAACGGUCAUGUACACCGCCUGGGGCACCGAAUGGAGACAAUUCGGUUAUCCGCGACGCAAGCGGCCCCUCGAGUCGGUGAUUCUGGACCAGGGCGUCAAGGAGAGGGUCGUCGAGGACGUCAAGGACUUCAUGGCCAGCGAGAAAUGGUACUUCGACCGCGGCAUCCCCUACCGUCGUGGCUACCUUUUGCACGGCCCACCGGGCACAGGCAAGAGUUCAUUCAUCCAGGCUCUUGCCGGCGAACUGGAUUACAGCAUUGCGCUCGUAAAUCUGAGCGAGCGGGGCCUGACGGACGACCGUCUCAACCAUCUCUUGACCAACAUUCCUCCAAGAACGCUUGUUCUGCUCGAGGACGUUGAUGCGGCCUUCAGCAACCGUCGGAUCCAAAGCGAUGAAGACGGAUAUCGCGGGGCAAAUGUCACCUUCUCCGGAUUGCUCAACGCGCUGGACGGUGUCGCCAGCGCAGAAGAACGUAUCGUCUUCCUGACGACCAACCACGUUGAUCGGCUUGACGAAGCCCUCGUUCGUCCGGGCCGUGUCGACAUGACAGUGCGGCUGGGUGAGGCUACUCGCUACCAGAUCUCGCAGCUUUGGGAUCGUUUCUACGGGGAGGUCGAAGGCUCCGAAGAGGCCAAGAGCCGCUUCCUCCAGCAAAUGGAGAGCCUCGGCUUGAUUGAAGACGAGCAGGGCCAUGGCCGACAGGGAGACUAUCGACCCAGCACGGCGUCCCUGCAGGGUCUUUUCUUGUAUAAUAAAGGCAAUAUGGAAGGCGCCAUCGCCAUGGCUCCGGGUCUGCUGCCUGGCUGGAGCUCAGAGGAGUCGGAUAUUCCGAGCCGGAGCCACGCCGCAAUGCAGCCUGCUCGCUCAGCUGUGUAGUUUUAGGGAGGUCGGUUUUUUGCAAAUGUAAAUGUACUGUACAAUAGGAUGUAUGUUAUUAAAACACGUAGUUAUGGGAUAGAUUUUGGCGAACGACUAUUACUGGGAAUACCGAUGUAUAUAUAGCAAAAUAUUAUCUCCGCAAUGCAUCUUCAGGGCACGAAACACUCUGUCAAGC